CUGCUCGAAGGGAGCACGAGCUCUGAGGUCUGAGCUCUGUCUGUGAUUGGAGGAGAAAGACCGAGUCCAAAAACUAUCAGCCAGGAAACGUCUCGAGUUUCAGGGGGGAGUGACAUUUCUUCAGGGGGUUGGAAAGAGAGAGAGAGAGAGAGAGAGAAAAAAAUCUCUGUAAACCUGACAAAGCGUCCGAGAACAGCCAGUAUCCUCAGAGACUGCGCUCAUGUCACUGGAUGUGUAUUUUGGGAUGGAUGUUUUAUUCUGUGUUUGUUGCGGUGUUGCAUCUCUUGCCCUUUGGUGAAGCAACAACAACAACUUUGGUUUACGGACGAAAAAAAGUUCUGCUGGGACGCGUAAUUUUUCUCUCUCCUCUGGAAGGAUUUACACAAACACGCACGGAUACUAUCGCUGGCUCGCUGUUGGCAUGCGAUCCUGUUUUUGGUGCGCUGCUGGAUUUUGGGAAUAGGGAAUAGUUUUGCUCGCAUUCCUGUCUGGAUUCGGCCCAUGAGCUCCCUGUUUAUAUGCGGAUCCUGAACUUCACUAUCUGCUCCUUCUCUCUCAGGUGAUUGGUGAGAAUUCCAGUGAGUGACCGACCGUACAGCCUGCAGUUCAUGGUUGGGUGGAGCACCUCAGAUGGGAUCCGUGUCCAGGGGGAGGCCGAGGAGGGGGGGAUGGGGAGACACACUCUCUGUUGACGGGAUGUCCUCCCUCCGGGGGUGGCUUCUGGGUGCGCUCCUACUCUUGACCCUGGCGACGGCGUCCGUGGCAAGGCCGUCGUUGAGAAAUGCCGAAGAGGUCGAGGCAACGAUUGAACCUGAAGAGCCUCCAACCAAAAACCAAAACUCUAAGCCCACCCUGUGCUCGGUGCACCCGGGUGAACUGCUCAAGCUCAACUGCCCACUGCCCGAGGCGGCCGCCAUCAUCUGGACCAAAGACGGCUCCUCGCUGGGCCCUGACAACCGCACGCUCAUAGAUCAGGAGUGGCUACAGAUCCGCGACGCCACCCCUAAGGACUCGGGCCUGUAUGCGUGCAGUGUCGCGGGCUCAAAGGCCAGCGACGCGCUUUGCUUCAUCGUAAACGUUACAGAUGCCAUCUCAUCCGGUGACGAUGAGGACGACACGGAGCGAUCGGACGAUGUUGGGGCGGACGGCGAACAAAUGCGGGCACCAUAUUGGACCUCUCCGGAGAAGAUGGAGAAGAAGCUGCACGCCGUCCCGGCUGCCAACACUGUGAAGUUUCGGUGCGCGGCAGCUGGAAACCCCAAGCCCAAAAUGCGCUGGCUGAAAAACGCAAAACUCUUCAGACAGGAGGAUCGCAUGGGCGGCUACAAGGUCCGGCUCCAGCACUGGACUCUAAUCAUGGAGAGUGUCGUUCCCUCUGAUAAAGGAAACUACACCUGCCUGGUGGAGAACGCCUAUGGGUCCAUCAAUCACACCUACACGCUGGAUGUAGUAGAACGAUCUCCUCACCGGCCCAUUCUCCAGGCAGGCCUGCCGGCCAACAUCACCGUUCAUGUCGGAGGCGAAGCACGGUUCGUCUGUAAAGUUUACAGUGACGCUCAGCCUCACAUCCAGUGGCUGAAGCACAUCAUGAACAACGGCAGCCGUUACGGUCCCGACGGACUCCCCUUUGUCCGGGUGUUAAAGACGGCAGGUGUGAACACUACGGACAAAGAGAUCGAGGUGCUCUACCUGUCUAAUGUAACUUUCGAGGAUGCGGGCGAGUAUACAUGCUUGGCGGGUAACUCUAUUGGGAUCUCCUAUCACACUGCUUGGUUGACGGUGCUUCCAGCCGAGCCAGACGCCAUCGAGACGGACUACCCUCCCGACUAUGUGGAGAUCGCCAUCUACUGCAUAGGCGUCUUUCUCAUCGCCUGUAUGGUGGUGAUCGUGGUGGUGUGCCGAAUGAGGACGUCGGCUAAGAAGCCUGAUUUCGGGAGUCAGCCGGCGGUGCACAAGCUGACCAAACAGAUCCCUCUGCGCCGCCAGGUAACAGUGUCCUCUGACUCCAGCUCCUCCAUGAGCUCUAGCACGCCAUUGGUCAGAAUCACCACUCGCCGUAGCUCCGCCCACGACGACCCCAUCCCAGAGUAUGACCUCCCUGAGGACCCGCGCUGGGAGUUCUCAAGAGACAAGUUAACUCUGGGUAAACCGCUUGGCGAGGGCUGCUUUGGGCAGGUCGUGAUGGCUGAAGCUCUCGGCAUCGACAAGGACAAACCUAAAGAGGCCGUGACGGUGGCUGUCAAGAUGCUGAAAAAACAACUCGGCUCUUUUAGACUGUAUAAUGCAGAAGACAGAGUGGGGUGUUCAAAGAAAAGCAAAGUUUUCGAAGAUGAAGAUGAUGCAACAGAGAAAGAUCUUUCUGACCUGGUGUCAGAGAUGGAGAUGAUGAAGAUGAUUGGCCGGCACAAGAACAUCAUCAAUCUGUUGGGAGCGUGUACACAGGACGGUCCAUUAUAUGUCAUAGUAGAGUACGCAUCUAAGGGUAACCUUCGGGAGUAUUUGAGGGCCCGGCGGCCCCCAGGAAUGGAGUACUCGUAUGAUAUCGCCCGAGUAUCAGAUGAGCCUCUCACCUUCAAAGAUCUGAUCUCCUGCACUUAUCAAGUAGCCCGUGGCAUGGAGUAUUUAGCCUCACAGAAGUGUAUACACAGGGAUCUGGCUGCCAGGAAUGUGUUGGUCACAGAAAGCAACUUUAUGAAGAUUGCAGACUUUGGGCUGGCCAGAGACGUCCACAAUAUAGAUUACUAUAAAAAGACCACAAACGGUCGUCUGCCAGUGAAAUGGAUGGCUCCAGAGGCGCUGUUCGACCGGGUGUACACGCACCAGAGUGAUGUCUGGUCGUUUGGGGUUUUAAUGUGGGAGAUCUUCACGCUCGGCGGUUCUCCGUAUCCUGGAAUACCUGUCGAGGAGCUUUUCAAGCUACUAAAAGAGGGUCAUCGCAUGGACAAACCGGCUAACUGCACCAACGAGUUGUACAUGAUGAUGAAGGACUGCUGGCAUGCGAUCUCUUCCCACAGGCCCACAUUCAAACAGUUGGUUGAGGACUUGGACCGCAUUCUCACUUUGGCAACCAACGAGGAGUAUCUGGACCUGUGUGCCCCAGUGGAGCAGUAUUCUCCCAGUUUCCCCGACACACGCAGCUCCUGCUCUUCCGGAGACGAUUCCGUCUUCUCUCACGACCCUUUAGCGGACGAGCCCUGCCUUCCCAAGUACCAGCACAUCAACGGAGGCAUAAAAACAUGAGCCCGUUCAACGUCCUCCAGACCCACCACAUCCAAGCUACACCUCCAGUCCUCAAAAAGAGUGAAAGACUUUUACCCACAGUUCACUUUUUUUUACCCACCCAGAACCGUACGCUGCCUCAAGACCCCUGGUGAAGCUCCCGCUGGACUUUGGGAGCGUGCCGAGGGAGGCUGAGACGCCCGAGUGCUGCUUUUUCCGGAAAGAAACUGAAGUGUGUGAAGAGCAGGUGUUUUUUUUUUAUUUUUAUUUUUAUGGAAACACACACUUGCGCACACAAAAACACGUGACCAAGCUCUUAAGAAGAGGACGAGGACCAGAGAAAAGUGACUGUUCUCAAGGGCCCGCCUCUUUUUAUUUUGUUGUUUAUUUUGCAGAUUUCUUUUCCGUUUAUGUUGGAAUUUUCUUCCAUUCUUGCCAUCAUUUCAUUGCUUGGCAUUCCAGGAGUCUGUGUUCCCAAGUGAAAUGAAACGGAGCACGUGUACAGAACUCUUCAGAGACUAAAAGGAGAAAAUAGGAAACGAGUACUAUAUGGAAACACACAACUAACAGAAGAAGAAGUAGAAGAAAACAUAUCACUGCCUCCGGUUGUUUUUUUUUUAAAUGUUCAGUUUUUACCGUGAUAACUCGGUUAUCGUACAAAAGCCCAAGCAGUUAUCCUCAUUGGUAAAAAAUAAUAAUAAUAAUAUUAAAACAUGGUAUAUAGUGCUGGGUAUAUUUGUAAAUAUAUUCAAAUAUGUAAAAAUAUAUAUUAUAUAUUUACAAUGAAUUAUUUUUUUGUAUGGACUUCCGAACAAUUCCUCCCCUUUCCCUCUUUUUCUCCAGAGUCAAAAAUGCUCUAGAUGUUUCUAUUACAUUCCCAGACAAACAUUCGCACAUGUACAGCAGGACUCGACAUUAAAGAAAGUGUUGUUUUUUUUUUGCUGUUAAAACAGGAAGUUUAUGUUCUUUGUCUUCUAUUAGGAGUUUACUAGCAUUUAGAUGACCUCAAAAUUAACAAAUGUGCACUAAAAGCCACAAAACUCUUAUUUUGGUGCAGUUACGUUCCAGACACAUUGAGCUGUGGUGCUGGUUUGAAUCCAGGAAACGUUUAAUGUCGGGUCCUGCGCGACUGACACAGUCACGUAUUGGCUUUCAGGGAAAGAGAUAGCAUGUUAAUUUAUUGACUUAUGUUAAAAAGAAUCAAAAGGAUAAAUAAAGAUCAAAAUAAUAAAGAGAUAAUAAUAUUAAUGAUGACAGUAGAAACGAUAAUGAUUCAUAAUGCUUAUUUUGUAAUUUAAAAUGACAUUUCAGUGAGGUAAUGGUACAAAUAAUUAUUUGUAGCUGGUAUCGAAAUAUUUGCAUUUCUUACGGUUUUUAUAUAUAUAUAUAUAUAUACAAAUGUGAAUGGUAAGUUAAAAUGCAAAAAUAACGUACAUUUUUAUAGUCAGCUAAUCCCUUUUCUAUUGUAGAGGAUGUUGUUUACUCACACUGAAUUUUGCAUUUGAAUUUGACAAAAUACUGGAAAAAAAAGGUUGCAGUAUAUAUAUUUUUUGCAGUUUUACCCACACCAACAAUACAGUUUUUCAAAACACAGAAGUAUUAAUUGUUCAAGUGUUUCAUUUUCUUCCAGGCAAAAAUGAGAUGAGGUUGUUCACAACAAAUGUUCCUGACAGAUUUGUAAAAUUAAAGAUGGAAAAAAUGAA
Pimephales promelas (fathead minnow) is the source of this 4922-nucleotide messenger RNA. It is a transcript of the gene fgfr2, whose product is annotated as fibroblast growth factor receptor 2. The record is from RefSeq and is a predicted model, not a curated record. Gene Ontology annotation, cellular component: signaling receptor complex; plasma membrane. Gene Ontology annotation, molecular function: ATP binding; fibroblast growth factor receptor activity; fibroblast growth factor binding. Gene Ontology annotation, biological process: positive regulation of kinase activity; multicellular organism development; fibroblast growth factor receptor signaling pathway. Lineage: Eukaryota; Metazoa; Chordata; Actinopteri; Cypriniformes; Leuciscidae.